AUGUCUUCCACUGCUCCUACUCACCAAGCCCUGGGUAAUAUUGUGAACAAUACUGAUUCAGCUCCCUCUCAGCAUCAAUGUUGUGAAUGCCGUCCUUCUGAGAAGGCUUUGUAUCAAGUUGAGGAGGAUCAAGAGCGCUGUGAGGCACGCCGCCGCCCAAGCGGUCAAGACAAAACCAAGGCCACCCAUAAAAAUUGUGUUGACAGAGGUACACAAGACAGCACACAGUUUUCAACGCAGGCUAUCACCCUGUCCAAAGGUAGUGUAGCAGCCAAUGGUCCACUAGAUCUGUGGCCCUGGUUCAGCAAGGUCCCCCCACAAGCAGCUCUGUCCAGAACAUCUGGGUCUGGGGGCUGGCAGGAAGACGCUCUUACAAAGGAGUCUGGUUUUGUGAAUCGUGAACACAGGUCCAAUGGUUUCAGUAGUUCCGCCGAACUCCACCGACGAUUGUCCUCCGGAACUCCCUGGACUUCCGUCGGACUUCCCCUCUGCCCCUCGGAAAUUAAGGGCACUCUUUCCCUUGAGCACGACCUUAACAACCUCAAUUUUGGGGCGCUCAUCAUUAUGUUGAAGCUGCUGCCUGCACCAUGGAAGUUAACAGCAGCCCGUGCCAACGAGCUCAUCCGACUUCAAUGGGCGCAGUCCCAAGGAUCCUUAAAUAACAACAUAGACUUGACCGACAGUGAGCAGUAUGACAACAGUGAGCAGUACAAUGACGAUGACAACCCUAUCAAUCAUGAUGUGGACGAGAGUGAUGUAUUCACCGGUGGAGAGAGUAACAGCUAUGAGGAUUUGCGCCACUUGAAGCGUGUGCAGCUACCACGCUCAGAUGAUGAGGGUGACAGCACCCAGAGUCAUAAACGGAUGCAUGAGUCCAAAGAUUCGCCUUCCCCACAGCAAGUAGCCUGGGAUUACAAAGUAGCAGUGCAGCAACUCAUCAAGUUUGUGAUCAGCCAUUUUUGUGUCUGGCUCGCAUCUGAGUAUGCCUAUCCAGAUUGCAUGACUCAAGUCUUGUGGGCAAAGGAGGCAUGUAGCUCUUAUGAGAUUGAGAUGGGAUUCAAUGGCAAGAUCAUACAGAUGAUUACAUGCUGCACAUCGCAUCUCACAGGCGAGGUGAAAGGGAAGGUUCGCCCACUUGUCAAGAACAUUUAUGGUUUUGAGUCCACCAAUCAGGAGUCCAUCAAGUCUAGGAAUCGCAAACUCGCCCAUCAGCUCAAGGAUAAAUUUGGCUUGUGUUACCAGGACCUUGGGGACAAAAAGAACAAUGUCCCUCACAGUGGCCUCUUUCAGUCAAGGUUAAAUCAGCAAGCGGCAAAUUUACUCUGGUACUGCAACAAGAAGGAUGAAGGUAUUGCCAAAUGCUGCAUUGAUGAAUGGUAUGAUGGUGAAUGGGUGGAUAUCAGCUUUUCGAGCAGCAAGUAUAGGGAGGCUUAUGAUAGGCAUCUUGUGAACCUCAAGAAGUUUCAUACUCAAAUGAAGGAUCACAGAAUCCUUGAUGGCAUCCUGGUGGAACUCAACAACAAUGGCAGGUUGCAUGCAAAGGUGGAUCCAAUUAAUGUUGAAGAUGGAGACUGCCUCUCAGACGACAGGAUCAACAACACAAUCUGGGAAUACCAGCAGGUCGGUGGUGCAGAUGAUAGUGAUGAGGUGGAGUCUGACUGGGAGUCUGAGGGUGGUCAAUUUGAAGAUGAUGAAGUUGAGGCCGAGUAG
Messenger RNA from Suillus paluster, 1710 nucleotides. RefSeq lists its product as uncharacterized. The record is from RefSeq and is a predicted model, not a curated record. Lineage: Eukaryota; Fungi; Basidiomycota; Agaricomycetes; Boletales; Suillaceae. The transcript has 12 exons. Bases 1 to 1710 code for a protein of 569 amino acids.